UUUACUGUUGCACAGGAAGACGAUCAGCUGUCAACAUAAAGCUAGCGUGUACUGGAAAUCGGUUGUGUUUUUGAACUGUUAAAUAAAAUGACGUCCUUAUUUGAUCAGCUGAAACUCCUGUUUGAUCAACAGUUGUAUUCAAAUGUUGCUGCUUUGGCAAACCUUGUCAUCACUGUUAGUGAACAUAAUCAAGAAACAUUAUCACCACCAGCCAAGUUUCAAACCUAUGUGUUCUAUGGAGAUUCGCUGUUUCAUUUGGGACAGUAUCGUAAAGCUGAAAUGAUGUAUAAGAAAGCUUUACAGUUCAAAAAAUCUCUUUUGAAAUCAAAAGGCACAACAAAACUCCAGGACAAUCAGAAGGAAUUAAUGCCUGAUAUUGAUAUAAAGUACCAGAUGCAUCUUUGUCACGUUAAUCUGAAACAAAAUCACCAAGCAAUAGGUGUUUUGCAGAGUAUACCUGGUAAACAACGAAAUGCAAAAAUCAAUAUGGCUUUGGCGAAACUGUAUCAGCAAGGAGGAAUGGAGCGUUCUGCCAUAACAGCUUACAAGGAAGUUCUUAGGGAGUGUCCACUGGCCCUCGAAGCUGCAGAAGGACUGCUGAGCCUUGGAGUAAAAGGCAUUGAAGUCAAUUCACUUGUUCUUGAAGCAGCAUCGGGUGUAAGCAGCGACUGGUUAAAUUCCUGGAUAAAAGCUCACGCUCAGAUGCACAGUCGUGACUACACACAAGCUAUUGCAACAUUUCGCCAUCUGGAUGAACGAUCUGCACUUCGUGAUAAUGUUAAUCUACUAGUCACAAUGGGAGAAUGCUAUUAUUAUUGUGGAGACUUCAAAAAUGCACUUAUUGUUCUUCAGAGGGCUUAUGGAAUAGACCCGUAUAUGCAACGUGGCCUUGAAAUUUAUGCAGGGCUGCUAGCCAAGGAACGGAAGUUUAAAGAACUUGAAAAAAUAAUCUCACCAAAUAUAAAUAUAUCUGAAUAUGGCCCAGAACACUGGAUAGCAAUGGCAUACUACUUUUAUGCUUCACGGAAGAAUUCAAAGGCCAUAUAUUUUGCUCACAAAGCAUGCACUCAGAACCCACGUAAUGUCCAAGCACUUAUCCUGAAAGGUGCUAUACUUAUGGAUCUUAAGAAAUACACGGAAGCAAUUGUACAUUUUAGAGAGGCAAUGCAGUUGAGUCCUUAUCGAUAUGAACCGCAUCGAGGACUCGUUGAUUGCUAUGUACUUAUGCACAGAUUGCGAGAGGCUUUAACAAUGGCAAGCAGUGCAUGCAAGCAGCUUGGUCAAACACCGAGAGCUUUGACAUUGUAUGCAUCUGUGCUAAUGAAGGAUCCUGUUACGGUGUGCAAAGCUAAAACGUAUUUGGAAAAAGCCUUGGCACAAGAUGAGACAUACUUAUCUGCAGUGUAUUUGCUCGCUGAAAUAUAUGAACAGGAAAUGACACUGGAGGCUGCAAUUGCACUUCUUGAACGACAAGUACAGAUACAGCCAACUUGCAGGCUGCACCAAAUGCUCGGCGAUCUUCUGGCGAGAGUCCACGAAGAGGAACGAGCCCUCGAUCACUAUAGUAUAGCACUGAACCUAGAUCCAGGCAAUCGUAGAGCGUUGGAAGGACUUCACAGGAUCGACAGUAAUACAAGCAAAAUUGACAAUUCCUAUUACAUGAUGGCAGCUGGUGAAGAUGAAGGGGGUGACACUACCUAUGAGCGCAUUGCUGAUUCAGAAAAUGAAGCAGAACCUGAUGAGAGUGAGACUGAAGCUGUGUGGUCAGACAUGGAUCUUGACUUGAGCAGCCAGUGAAUAUACAUUACACUGAUUGGAGCAAUCAUGCAGAUACAGUCAGUGGAAAAGACUGAAAUUUAGAAAUGUAGAGGAGGGGGCGGGGGAUUUCGUGCACUACUUUGAAUUAUUGUUUCGAACAUGUUUUUUCUUUCCUCAACGACUUGUUACAUCAAAAAGUAAAUAGUGACUGAAACACAUGUUCAUUCAUACGCCAUGUGCUGACAGAAAUGUUGCUUUUAGUGAGAUUAAAAUGUGUUUUUAUAAUGUUCGACUGUUAUGUUGUAUGAACUGAGUGUGAGGUAUAGAGGAGAAAACUUUUUAUAUUUAUAUUGUGAUGAAAUCUAAUUCCUGAUUUGCAUGUAUAUGUCCUGUUUUUGUUAUGAU
Schistocerca nitens (vagrant locust) is the source of this 2163-nucleotide messenger RNA. RefSeq names its product anaphase-promoting complex subunit 7 (gene APC7). The coding region runs from base 88 to 1797 and encodes 569 amino acids. NCBI's taxonomy places the organism in Eukaryota, Metazoa, Arthropoda, Insecta, Orthoptera, Acrididae. Gene Ontology annotation, biological process: cell division. The transcript is spliced from 11 exons. The record is from RefSeq and is a predicted model, not a curated record. Gene Ontology annotation, molecular function: protein binding.